UGGUUUGUUUGUACGUAUGCCCUGGGCGCUGCUUCUUCAUAACUGUGUGCCCUCCAUCCCAUGGGCGCUCAAAGGCUUGCUUCUUCCGGGCUCUCUCUUGUCAUUCCAACGAGUGGAAGAUCUUGAUCCAUAUCCUAGGGUUUUGAUCUCCGGCCGAGUCUUGGAUCCCAGAGAUUGGCGCCGGGAGUGGCGCCUGGAAGAGAUCGGCUCGGGUAACAGCGUCUCCCUUUUUCCUCGGUAGCGGCUAGGAUUCUGAUUGAUUUGCGGCCCCGCGGUGCGAUCGAUCGCUCAAUCUAGCCCGAAAUAUCGAAGAUCCAUGGCCAGCGGCGGCAGGAAUCUGCAUGUCUCGCCCCGGCUCGCGUCGGAUGCGCUGCCGCUGCCCGUGAGUGUGACCAACAAGCUCUUCUUGAUCCUUUUCUUCUCGGCGUCCUACUACCUGAUGCGGCGAUGGAGGGAAAAGAUCCGGACCUCGACUCCAUUGUACAUGCUGACGCUGGAGGAGCAGCUAGCGGUGAUCACCCAGAUCGCCUCCUUCAUCUAUCUCAUCGGCUUCUUCGGCAUUGAGUAUGUCCAGAGCGUCAUCAACAAGAACGCUGAUGAGGACGAGCGGCCCGCCGCCCAGCACGAGAUCGCCAGCAAGAGACCGCCCGCGGAGCUCCUGGGGAAGCCACUGCCGGACAACAACGACGAGGAUCUGGCACAGGCAGUGAGCUCCGGAAGGGUCGCGUCCUACUCGCUGGAGACCGAGCUGGGCGAUGAGCUGAGGGCCGCGUCGGUGAGGAAGAGGGCGAUCGAGCUCAGCACUGGGCGGUCUCUGGAGGAGCUGCCUUUGCACGGGAUGGACUACAAGAGCAUUGUGGGACAAUGCUGCGAGAUGGUGGUGGGCUACGUCCAGAUCCCUGUGGGUGUGGCCGGUCCCUUGCUGCUGGAUGGUUUGGAGUACACUGUGCCGAUGGCUACCACGGAGGGAUGCUUGGUGGCGAGCACCAACCGUGGUUGCAAGGCGAUUCAUCAGUCCGGCGGUGCCGUGAGCGAGAUUUUGAAAGACGGGAUCACUCGGGCUCCCGUCGUGAGCUUCUCGUCUCUCAAAGGUGCUGCCGAGCUCAAGUUUUACCUCGAGGAUACUAACAACUUCGACACUAUUUCGACCGUUUUUAACAGGACGAGUAGAUUCGCCAGGUUGCAAAGUGUUAAAUGCUUGCUGGCUGGUCGAAACGCAUACAUUAGAUUCUGUUGCUCCACUGGUGACGCAAUGGGGAUGAACAUGAUCUCCAAGGGGGUCCAAAACGUUUUGGACUAUCUUCACGAUGUAUUCCCCGACAUGUGUGUUAUCAGCGUCUCUGGGAACUUAUGCGCUGACAAGAAGGCAACAUCAGUGAACUGGAUCGAGGGGCGAGGGAAGUCCGUCGUCUGCGAAGCGGUGAUAAAGGGCGACGUGGUCUCCAAGGUCUUGAAGACAUCGGUGUCCGCCCUGGUGGAGCUCAACACGCUCAAGAACCUGGCCGGAUCGGCUCUCGCGGGUGCCGUUGGUGGAUUCAACGCUCACGCCUCCAACAUCGUCUCGGCCGUGUUCAUCGCCACUGGCCAGGAUCCGGCACAGAACGUCGAGAGCUCGCAGUGCUUGACGCUCAUGGAGGCAACCAACUGUGGCAAGGAUCUCUACGUGUCGGUGACAAUGCCAUCGGUGGAGGUUGGAACGAUCGGUGGUGGCACGCAGCUCGCGUCGCAGAGCGCCUGUCUCAAUCUGCUUGGAAUCAAAGGCUCCAAUCCCGACUCGCCGGGAUUGAAUGCGCAGACACUCGCCAGAGUUGUGGCUGGCGCCGUGCUCGCUGGUGAAUUGUCGCUCAUGUCUGCCUUGGCAGCCGGGCAGCUGGUCAAGAGCCACAUGAAGUACAAUCGAUCCAGCAAGAACAUCGCUGCCGCUGGCGAGCAGCAGCAGCAGAGCUUGGACGGAUUGAGGCAGCGAUGUUCGUCGUCGUGAAGUAAAUACAGUUCCCUUGCCCUCGAAGAACAAAAUAAAAACCAGAGAGAUUUUUUUUUAAAGAAAAAAGCCAUGGUUUUUGUUUGGUAGUAUUAUAUAAUAUCUCGCCUAGAAUUCGUGUAAUAUAUUAAAACUACUGUUUGGAGUUUUCGUGCU
Messenger RNA from Selaginella moellendorffii, 2137 nucleotides. Its product is annotated as 3-hydroxy-3-methylglutaryl-coenzyme A reductase 1. The transcript has 4 exons. Gene Ontology annotation, biological process: sterol biosynthetic process; coenzyme A metabolic process; isoprenoid biosynthetic process. Bases 317 to 1981 code for a protein of 554 amino acids. The record is from RefSeq and is a predicted model, not a curated record. Lineage: Eukaryota; Viridiplantae; Streptophyta; Lycopodiopsida; Selaginellales; Selaginellaceae. Gene Ontology annotation, molecular function: protein binding; hydroxymethylglutaryl-CoA reductase (NADPH) activity. Gene Ontology annotation, cellular component: peroxisomal membrane; endoplasmic reticulum membrane.